CUCCAGAGCUGGCGCAAUUUCCCUGCGUGGUACCCGCCCUGCAUCCUCCUCUAGGCUCCCUCCCAGCGCCGGCUGCAGCCCCAGGCCCCGUCAUGGGGAAUGUGCCAUCUGCAGUGAAGCAUUGCCUCAGCUACCAGCAGCUUCUCCGGGAGCAUCUCUGGAUCGGGGAUUCAGUGGCAGGGGCGCUCGACCCCGCGCAGGAAUCAUCCCAGCUAUCUGGACUCCCUGAGUAUGUUAAAGUAGUAGAAGUUGGACCAAGAGAUGGAUUGCAGAAUGAAAAGGUUAUAGUUCCUACAGAUAUAAAAAUUGAAUUUAUCAAUCAACUUUCUCAAACUGGCUUGUCUGUGAUAGAAGUGACCAGCUUCGUGUCCUCCAGAUGGGUACCGCAGAUGGCUGAUCAUACAGAAGUGAUGAAAGGAAUUCAUCAAUAUCCAGGAAUUCGAUAUCCUGUUCUCACUCCUAAUCUUCAGGGUUUUCACCGUGCUGUUGCUGCUGGAGCGACUGAGGUAUCGGUUUUUGGUGCUGCAUCUGAGUCCUUUAGCAAGAAGAAUAUUAACUGCUCCAUCGAAGAAAGUAUGGGGAAGUUUGAGGAGGUGGUUAAGUCUGCAAGGCACAUGAACAUUCCAGCACGAGGGUAUGUGUCAUGUGUCCUGGGCUGUCCAUAUGAAGGAAGCAUUCCUCCGCAAAAAGUAACAGAAGUGUCUAAGAGAUUGUAUAGCAUGGGCUGUUAUGAGAUCUCUCUGGGAGACACAAUUGGAGUGGGUACUCCUGGAAGCAUGAAAAGAAUGCUGGAAAGUGUCAUGAAAGAAAUUCCACCAGGUGCUCUUGCUGUUCACUGUCAUGACACGUAUGGACAAGCCUUGGCAAAUAUUCUUACUGCUCUCCAGAUGGGAAUUAACGUGGUGGACUCAGCGGUAUCCGGAUUAGGUGGUUGCCCUUAUGCAAAAGGUGCUUCUGGGAAUGUAGCCACUGAGGAUUUGAUAUAUAUGCUUAAUGGCCUGGGGCUCAAUACAGGUGUGAAUCUUUACAAAGUGAUGGAAGCUGGUGACUUUAUUUGCAAAGCUGUGAAUAAAACCACAAACUCUAAAGUAGCACAAGCCUCCUUCAAUGUUUGACUUGAAUAGAUUUAUGGCUUAUGGUUGAGAAGAUCAAUGUCAGCUACAAAUAUUCAUCUGAGAAUUAUUAAUGUCACCUUGUGUUAAUAUGUAAAAUAAUAGACAACAGUGAGGAGGAAAAGAUACUGUUGAAAAGAUUGUAACUGGAUAGAUUAUGAAGUGAACAGAAAGGAAUAGCAGUCAUCAGGUAAAUUUCAAGUUGAGACUAUAAAAACAUGUAGACAUCCUUUUCGAUUGGAAAAAAGUCUACUCUUUUGCUCUCAUAGAACUAACUUUUUAAUUUAGAGGAUGUGAAAAUUGACUUCAGAUUUCCCUAAGUAUCAAAUACUGUGUUACUGCUUAAUUGAGCUGGCUUAGCACAGUGUGCAUAUUGUCAGUAGUUUAUGAGCUCCCACAGAGUAUGCAGGGUGUGUGGCCUCAAUAUUAUGCAUUAUGCCUCUGGAUCUCAACUUUCCAUUUGCCAAGUCAGUUAAGUUAUGGACCAAGAGCCAAAUCUCCAUCUGACCCUACAUAAUUUUUAGCAAUAGAACUUUUAUAUUUUAAAUAUGGCUACAUCUGUUAACUAUUUCAAUGACUUUAUCUUGUUCCAAGAGGCUGUGGUCAAUGGCAAGACGCCAUGUCCUGGAAACAUACUCCGACCUCCCAUGUUUGUUACUUGCAUCUAG
Tupaia belangeri chinensis (Chinese tree shrew) is the source of this 1780-nucleotide messenger RNA. RefSeq names its product 3-hydroxy-3-methylglutaryl-CoA lyase like 1 (gene HMGCLL1). Gene Ontology annotation, cellular component: cytosol; endoplasmic reticulum. Lineage: Eukaryota; Metazoa; Chordata; Mammalia; Scandentia; Tupaiidae. Gene Ontology annotation, biological process: ketone body biosynthetic process; L-leucine catabolic process. The transcript has 9 exons. Gene Ontology annotation, molecular function: hydroxymethylglutaryl-CoA lyase activity. The record is from RefSeq and is a predicted model, not a curated record. Bases 93 to 1115 code for a protein of 340 amino acids.